AUGAUACGGCGCUACCUCCCACCACAGGCCAACCCCCUUCAGGCAACAUGGGUUCCGCGCUCCAAGUCGCUCGGGGCGAUCCCCGCCUCAGCUAGCAGCCCGGGAGAUGCCCGCUCGACCCUCGUCACCCAGCUACGCGCGCCGUCGUCCCUGCGCACGAUGACCAACCGGCAAAUCCACGUUCGCUACGGGAGCGGGAGGCGCGCAGCGGCUGCGUCGGGUGUCCCGAUCCCAUCACCACCGCCUGAUGCGAUUGGAUGGCUCCGCGGGUCACACUCUGCCGCGUGCGCGAUCUCGAUCGCUCGUCCCCGUUCCUCUGCCAGCCAGCACUGCGGGGCGGGCGCUCGGUCGACGCCCGCGUGCUCGUCUCGCUUCGUCUUCGCGCGGCGAGUCUAA
This is a messenger RNA of Dichomitus squalens LYAD-421 SS1, 396 nucleotides long. RefSeq lists its product as uncharacterized. The coding region runs from base 1 to 396 and encodes 131 amino acids. The record is from RefSeq and is a predicted model, not a curated record. NCBI's taxonomy places the organism in Eukaryota, Fungi, Basidiomycota, Agaricomycetes, Polyporales, Polyporaceae. The transcript has a single exon.